UCUCGGAAAGAAGAGCAAGGUAGUGAAGAAUUGUUAUCACUAGAUAAUGAGAAGGCUAGUGAAGGACAUGAUUUGGGAUGGUUACCUGCUUUUCCGCACGUGUUGUUAGCUUCUAUGUCUAAUUUUCUGUUUGGUUAUCACAUAGGGGUAAUGAAUGGUCCUAUUGCUUCAAUUGCUCAAGAGCUUGGGUUCAAAGGAAAUCCAAUUCUUGAGGGACUUGUAGUGAGCAUAUUUAUAGCAGGUGCAUUUAUUGGAAGUAUAAGCUCAGGUUCUCUGGUAGAUAAACUUGGUUGUCGGCGAACUUUUCAAAUUGAUACAAUACCGUUGAUACUUGGUGCAGUUAUAAGUGCACAAGCCCAGUCCUUGGAUGAAAUGCUAUGGGGAAGAUUUCUAGUCGGCCUUGGUAUUGGUGUGAACACAGUUCUUGUUCCAAUUUAUAUUUCAGAGGUUGCUUCAACAAAAUAUAGGGGUUCACUGGGAACCUUGUGUCAGAUUGGUACUUGCGUUGGGAUUAUUGCAUCAUUGUUUCUAGGAAUUCCUGCAGAAGAUGAUCCACAUUGGUGGAGAACAAUGUUCUAUAUUGCAAGUGUCCCUGGUGUUGUUCUUGCACUUGGUAUGGAGUUUGCAGUGGACAGCCCUCGCUGGCUAUGUAAAGUAGGUAUGUUGAAUGAUGUCAAAGCUGUUAUCAGUAAUCUUUGGGGAGAAUCUGAAGUUGACAAAGCAAUUCAGGAGUUUCAGUCAGUCAUAAAAAAUGACGGUAGUGAUCUGGACAGCCAAUGGUUGGAACUCCUUGAGGAACCACACUCAAGAGUUACAUUCAUUGGAGGUGCCCUUUUUAUGCUUCAACAAUUUGCGGGCAUAAAUGGAGUCCUUUAUUUUUCAUCAUUGACUUUCCAAGAUGUUGGAAUUACAGAUGGUGCUUUGCCAAGCUUAUUUGUUGGAAUUACAAACUUUGCAGGUGCACUUUGUGCAUCUUACUUAAUGGAUAAGCAAGGCAGGAAGCAGCUUCUAAUCGGAAGUUACAGUGGUAUGGCAGUUUCAAUGUUUCUUGUUGUCUGUGCUAUCAGUUUGCCGUUAGAUGAAGAUUUGGGUCACAACUUAUCAAUUCUUGGAACUCUUUUGUACAUGUUCACCUUUGCUAUUGGAGCUGGCCCUGUAACUGGUCUUAUUAUACCAGAGCUCAGCAGCAGCAGGACACGUGGGAAGAUCAUGGGAUUUAGUUUCUGUGUUCAUUGGGUUUGUAAUUUCAUGGUGGGUCUAUUUUUCCUCGACUUAGUGGAGAUGUUUGGAGUUGCUCCAGUUUACGCUGGAUUUGGUGGUGUUUCUCUGUUGUCAGCAUUGUUUGCUUAUUACUUUAUAGUGGAAACUAAAGGACGCUCUCUUGAAGAAAUAGAAAUGUCAAUGAACUCCAAUUACCAAGCUGGAGAUAAAUGACUGGCAUU
Molecule: messenger RNA, 1442 nt
Organism: Pistacia vera
Lineage: Eukaryota; Viridiplantae; Streptophyta; Magnoliopsida; Sapindales; Anacardiaceae
Product: probable plastidic glucose transporter 1
Exons: 12
Coding region: 115-1434 (439 amino acids)
Biological process (GO): monosaccharide transmembrane transport
Cellular component (GO): membrane
Molecular function (GO): hexose transmembrane transporter activity
Source: RefSeq, a predicted model, not a curated record